GCACAAAGGAACUGAAGAAGGCCAGUGAAGCUGGAGUAUAGUGGAUAAUAGGAAAAAGGUACGAGAUAAAUUUGGAGAAUAGACAGAGUCCAGGAUCUUAGAAGUCUUUGGAAGCCAGGGCAUUGUUAUGUAAGAAUGGAAGAGGAUACAGAUUUUAGAAUCAGGUUUAGUUCUUUGUGUUUCAUUACAGAUCACGUUGGAUUUCAUGGCACCAUAAAAAGCUCACCAAGUGACUUUGUUGUUAUUGAGAUUGAUGAACAGGGACAGUUAGUUAAUAAAACCAGUGAUGAACCUAUUUACAAGGUUAAUAAAAUACUACCUGGGCCAAAUAAUUUGGCUAAAAAAACAAAACUAGAUCCUCAAAAUUUAUCCUUUGAAGAGAGAAGCAAUCAAGAAGUCAGUACUUUGGCUGGGUGCUCUGGUGAUGACCAAAAUUAUGAGCCUGGUUCAGAAAAGGAAGAUACUAUCGAAGAUGGAACUUCCAAAGGUGAAGAAGAAAACAUUGAUGUAUUAGGAUCCUUGUUAGAUGAAAAAACUAAUGAAUUACUGAAUCAGUUUGCCUGUGAUGUAAAAGAGAAGUGGAAUUCUAAAACUGAACUAAUUGGACCGUCUCCUGAAUUCUCAUUAGGCAGAAUCCUUGACAAAAACCAGAGGGCUAUUUUGCAUAGUGCUAUUAGGCAGAAAUUUCCUUUUUUAAUAACUGUAGGAAAAAACAGUGAAAUUGUUGUAAAACCAAAUCUUGAGUAUAAAGAACUCUGUCACUUGGUAUCUGAAGAAGAAGCAUUUGACUUUUUAAAAUAUUUGGAUGCAAAGAAAGAAAAUUCCAAAUUUACCUUUAAACCUGAUAUAAACAAAGAUCACAGAAAGGCUGUCCACCAUUUUAUCAACAAAAAGUUUGGAAAUCUUGUGGAAACCAAAUCUUUUCCUGGACCGAAUUAUAGUGCUGAUAAUCCAAAUGUAGUGAUAACAGUAAGAUUUCGGGAAAAAGCACACAAGCACAGGAAAAGAUCUCUUCCUGAAUGCCAGGAAAGAAAAGUUAUAUACACAGCCUUUACCCUACGAAAAGAAAAUCUGGAAAUGUUUGAAGCAGUUGGUUUUUUAGCUAUCAAACUUGGAGUGAUUCCUUCGGAUUUUAGUUAUGCAGGACUUAAAGACAAGAAAGCCAUCACUUAUCAAGCAAUGGUUGUUAGAAAAGUGGCACCAGAGAGGUUGAAAAAUAUUGAAAAAGAAAUUGAAAAGAAAAGAAUGAAUGUAUUUAAUAUUCGGUCUGUAGAUGAUUCCCUUAGACUCGGUCAACUCAAAGGAAAUCACUUUGAUAUUGUCAUCAGAAAUUUAAAAAAUCAAAUAAAUGAUUCUGCAAACCUGAGAGAGAGAAUUUUGGAGGCAGUAGAAAAUGUUAUGAAUAAAGGGUUUGUGAAUUACUACGGACCACAGAGAUUUGGGAUGGGAAGGAAAGUUCACACAGACCAAAUUGGAUUGGCUUUGCUGAAGAGUGAAAUGGUGAAGGCUGUAAAAUUAUUUCUUACACCCGAAGAUUUGGAUGAUCCUGUAAAUAGAGCAAAGAAAUAUUUUCUUCAAACUGAGGAUGCUAAAGGCACACUUUCACUGAUGCCUGAAUUCAAAGUUCGGGAGAGAGCACUGUUGGAGUCCUUGCAUCGCUUUGGCGUGACAGAGGAGGGCUGUAUCCAGGCAUGGUUCUCUUUCCCCCAUUCCAUGCGCAUAUUCUAUGUUCAUGCAUAUAGCAGCAAAAUCUGGAAUGAGGCAGUAUCUUACAGACUUGCAACCUAUGGAUCAAGAGUGGUGGAGGGUGAUUUGGUCUGUUUGGAUGAAGAUAUUGAUGAUGAGCAUUUACCAAGUAGUAAAGUUCAUCUAGUAACUGAAGAAGAGGAAUCAGCUAAUACAUAUGCAAUACAUCAGGUGGUUCUUCCAGUGCUUGGAUACAAUAUUCAGUACCCAAAGAACAAACUAGGAAAGUGGUACCAGGAAGUACUCAGCAGAGAUGGACUACAGACAUGUAGAUUUAAAAUACCUGCUCUGAAACUGAAUGUUCCAGGAUGCUAUAGAAAGAUUUUGAAACAUCCCUGUAAUCUCUCAUACCAGCUAAUAGAAGACCAUGAUAUUGAUGUCAUGAAGGAAGGUUCCCACAUCGAUGAAGCAACUUUAUCUCUUUUGAUCUCUUUUGAUCUUGACGCUUCGUGUUAUGCUACAGUUUGUCUGAGGGAAAUAAUGAAGCAUGACUUUUAAAACUGAUCCCUUUAAUAUAAUCGUGUAUGUGCCACUUUUUAAAUGAAAGGGAGCUAAAGUUUCUUGAGCAUCUACCAUGUGCUAGGAGCUUUAUAAUUGUUAUCUCCUUUAAUUACACAACAUCCCGAUGAAGUAGGAAUUUGAUACUAACAUUCCAGAGGACAUAUAGCUAGUAAGUGGCAGCAUCUGAGUUGAAGACUCCAAAGCCUUUGUUCUUUCUAUUAUCUAAUAUCCCGGUGACCUUUAGUCUGUGCUAUAAAAGUUAGUCUUUCUGGACUAUUAGGAGCAUAUAAUACUGCAGGAUGACAUUAAAGAAGAUGACAUUAAAGGAAAACAGUUUUGGAGUAAUGUUUAUAUCCUCAAGCUCCUUGCUUAGAAUGUAGAUGAAACUGGGUUGUAAUGAAAACAGGGUUGGAAAGAUAGAUGAAGCAUUUUGUUAAUUAUUGCCAUUCUUUACUAUUUUUGAAAUUAUUGAUCAGAAAAGUACAUCAGGAAAAUAUAAUCCCUCUAUUUAUGAUAGCUACCCCAGGGUAGUUUACCCCUUUAUGAGGUAAGUAAUCUUUGAUGAAGAUUGAAAUAAAAUUUUUCCUACAGUUUCUUUAUCUUGACAUAUAUUGACCCUCCACUUUUUUGUUAUUUUUGUUCUAUCAUCUAAAACAUAAAUUUUUAGAGUCAGACUGAUCUGUGCUCAAACUCCAGCUCUGACACUUACUAGUGACUGGGUGUUAUUGAUUCUUUUUGAGGCUCACGUAAGGAAUCAAGAUAGCACCAGUCUCAUAAGCAGCAAACAAUAGAAUUAUCUCCACCUUUUUACGUUGCUGGAGGAAGAAAACAUUUUACCCAUUUUGAAAAUUCUAUAUUUGUUGGUUUAACUCUCCCGCAUCACAAACCAUCCUUAUCCACUUUACGUCAGGUACAUUUGGGGGCAAAUGGGAUAUACUGAUUGGGAAAAUCUGAGCAUUCUUUUAUUGCUAGUAGCAUUACAUAAUGACUUAAAAAGCUGUCAAGAGUAUUAUAUAUUAGUAAUGUGGCACUUUUAUAUACUUAAGUCAGUCAAACCAUUCUGGGUAUAUUAGCAUAAGGAAAUAAAAUUCCAAAGAAGGAAAAAAACUGUAUGCAAUGCAAAAUUUGCUUAGUGCAGCAUUUCUAUAUAUAUAGAAAGAAAUUAGAAACAGUUUGGAAGUCCAACAUUAGCUAACUAAAAGUAAAAUGAGAUGUAACAACUUGAUGGCAAAACAUUUAGUUAUUAAAGUUGAUGAUGAAGGUUUUAGGUAUGUGAGAAAAUGUUGCCCCACAAAACCAUGUAUAUAUGUAUAUAACCAUAUAUAUAAAACACAAAUGCAGUAUGUACACUGCAUGCAGCUUUUACACAGGAGAGGCACUUUAGCAUAGUGAUUAAAAGCUUAGAUGCUGGGGACAGACUCCCCUAGUUUGAAGGUUGCCUCUGCCACUUAGAGCAGUAUGGCCUUGGCCAAGUUGUUUAAGCUUUGUGUGUUUCAGUUUCAACAUCUAUAAAACAGGGAUGGUAAUAAACCUACCUCUUAGGAUUAUUGUGAUGAUUUACUGAGUUAAUAUAUGUAAAGCAGCUUAGAAAAGUGCCUAGCAUUUAGUGAUUGUUAAAUAAAUGUUCACAAAUGCAAGUUUGGAAGGGAACAGAAAAAAAUGCAAAUACCAUUCUGUUAAGAUCAUAGAAUGUUUGGAAUUUUUUUAAUACUAGAAAGUUCCUCUUUUGUCUUUAUGUAUUUUAAUAAUAAACAAAUCCAGGACACAAAACGUGCAGAUUGUGGUACCAUGGAUUUUAAAAAUUACCUUUAUUGCCUUAAUGUUUAUUGAAAAUGAAAUGAUGCUAUAUUAAAUAGUAAAAAAAUUUAGAAAUAAUGUUUUAACUUUAUUUUAUAUGAUAAAUUAUAUCUUAUAAAUGUAAUCAGACAGUGAAUUACUAAAUAAGUCCCAGUUUUCUUUUAAUCAUUGGGUAGCAAUUAGAAAAUAUGAAAUCAUUAAAAAUGUGCCAUGAUUGAUAGUAUUUUCUUUGCCUGUAGAUGGCACUAUAAUUUUAGGUAUCUUUCUAAUUUAUUUAUUUAGUACUUUGGCCCUGUGUAAAGAAAGGAUCACUAAAGUUAUUUCAGGUCACCAUAAAAUGUAUUCAGAUACUGUUCCUGUGAAAAAUUAUUUUAUAUACUAAUAAUAUUUGCCACGUUAAUUUUUUUUUUUUCUUUUCAGUAAGGACUUGAAUAGACUUUGGACCAAAUGAUGAGCGGUCACCUAGGUUUUUGCAGUUUUUCUGGAGCAUUUCAGGCUUUCAGAAGAAGAAUCUUUGGAUUAGCUUUAAUUUUCAACGUUGCAUUUGAAACUGAGCAAUAGUGCCUCAGGAUUACUAAGGAACCAAUAGAAGAACCGGGAAGCAGUUAUUCUGAAUUCAAAGAACAUUCUUCCAAGGCAUUGAAAGAGAAAACUUUAAUUUCAAAGUGAAGCAUUUGAUGAUUGUGUUUUUAAUGUACAUAUUCUCUCUCAUUUUGAUUGUUGUGAUAAUUUUCUAACUGACCGCCCCCAUUCUUCACUCUAACUGGUCUAUCUUUGUAUAUAUACGCAUGUCAGUUACCGAACCCCCCCCACCCCCCGCCAAAAAAAAAAAGUAGAAAUCUGAUCCUGUCAUUGUGUUGAGACCAUAUAACAUUUCAGUGGCUUCCCAGCACCUAUGGAAUGAAAGUCCAAAUUCCUAAACACAGCACAUGUAGACAUGUACAGCAUGGUUUCAGAUUAUCUUUCAAAUGUCAUCUGCCUCUUACUCUGUAAAACACCUUUUGGUUAAGUUCUGUUUGCUCCUUGCCAAAUAUAGCAAGUUUUCUCAUGUUUUGUACCUCAACCUCCCAUUCUCCAUGGCAGAAAGUCCUCUAUGUUUAGGUUAAAUAAAUGUCUUGUCUGUGAAAUCUGUGUUCUCAUAACAUUCGUACUGUUCAUAUCAUGUUAUACUUAUUUGAUUGAAUAUCUGGCUCAUCUACUACUAACUAUUUAAGGGCAUUCUUCUUUAUAUCUCAGGUACCCAUCAGUGCCUGACAUGUAGUAGGCUUAAAAAUGCUGAAUGAAUACCACAAACACACCUUAGUAAAGUUACUUGGUAAAUAUAUGUAUCGCAGGAAAGUUCUAAAAUAGCCUUUUACCCUCACAGAAAGUUUAGAGUAUUAGAAUUGGAACUCAUUAUAAUGCCUUUCCACUUCUAUGUGAAUUGCCAAAAUAAUUUUAAUGGUUUCAUCUUUGUCAUCACUACCUGUAAAAUGCCUGCUUUUGAUUUAAAUAUUAAAUGCAUUGUAGAAUUUCACUUAACAACUCAGAACAAGCUGUCAGGGAAUGUAACCAUUCUCAUGUUACAAAUGAAGAUUCUAGGGCUUGAAGAGGUUAAGUAGCGCUUACCCUAGGUUGCAAAGAGAGUUUACCCUAGCUCUUUUUGUUUUCAAGGCCCAUGGUGAUAACUUCUUUGCUCUGCUGAUUCCUAAUGCAAAAUGCCUCAGUUCACUUUGCUUAACUAGUGAUUAUUUAAUUUCUGCCCAUCUCUGAAUUUACCUGUAUAUUUCUAGUACUUAUGACAUUAAGGCAACCUGGGGGAAGACUCACUAAGUGACAAAAUGAUAAUGGCUGUUAAUCAUUGGGCACUAUGUGCUUAGCAUUUUACAUCUUACCAAUAAGCACUUACCUAUGGGAUAAGUACCAUUAUUUUUAUUUUAUAGAUGAGGACACAGAGAUAGAAUACAGUUAAGAACCUUGAGAAGGGUGAAACACAGAGCCAGAGCUGAAACUUAGAUGCUUUUUCUUACAGAAUUCAGAGACUCUUAAGCCAUGAACUUGGUUUGAAAUUAAGUGGUAGUGACUCCGGUUAUGUCACAGAGCCAACACAAAUGUUCUCUUGAGGAAAUUGCCUUCAUCCCAGGUUUCCCAUACAUGUUCAAAGACAGUAAGCAGCACAGAAAAAAAAGAAAAAAAAAAAAAGCAAGGUGUCAUGAAUAAGUGUCAGCAGAAACAAAAGACAAUAUAAAUAGACCUGCAGGACUUCAGAAUAAUAGACAUGGACUUCAUUUUAACUAUUUUUAAAGAAGUAAGAGACGAGCUUGAAAAUCUGCGGGGAACAAGAAGCUACAACACAAUCUAGUAUAUUUGAAAAAGAACCAACAGACUUUCUAGAAGUAAAAAUGUAGUAAUCAAAACUUAAAACUCAUGAGUUUAAUAACAUUACACAAAAUUGAAAGCAAAUUAGUAAAUUGGGCCUAAAAAAAUCCAGAAAGGAGCAAUGAGAUUUUAAAAAAUUACAGAGGUGAGACAUGGAGGAUAGAGUGAGAAAAUUCAAGAUACAUUUAAUUGGAAUCUGAAGGAAAGGAGAAAGGAUAAGGUAAAGGUAAAGGCAAUAGUUGAACAGAUAGUGGCUGAGAGUUAUCUGGAACUAAUAAGACACUAAAAUACAGAUUUCAGAAGUCCAAUGAAUCCCCAGUUGUGUAAAUAAAAAUAAAGCCAGAUUGAGAUACAUCAUAGUGAAU
Molecule: messenger RNA, 6767 nt
Organism: Physeter macrocephalus (sperm whale)
Lineage: Eukaryota; Metazoa; Chordata; Mammalia; Artiodactyla; Physeteridae
Gene: PUS7L
Product: pseudouridine synthase 7 like
Exons: 10
Coding region: 136-2244 (702 amino acids)
Biological process (GO): pseudouridine synthesis
Cellular component (GO): nucleus
Molecular function (GO): RNA binding; pseudouridine synthase activity
Source: RefSeq, a predicted model, not a curated record